Messenger RNA from Symbiodinium sp. CCMP2592, 675 nucleotides. The record is from the annotation of a GenBank genome assembly. NCBI's taxonomy places the organism in Eukaryota, Dinophyceae, Suessiales, Symbiodiniaceae.
AUGUGGUUCGGCGGCGCGGUCCCGCGAGAGCCUCCCGAGCCCGGGGAGUCGAAGGCGGAGGCCGACAAUCUGCCAGUGCAGCUCGAAGAAGAAGGCGGCGCCUCGGCGCGCCUGGCGCAAAUCUUCGAGUUCUUGGACCAGAUCGAGGACUACCAUCCGAGUCACCUUGUGGCAUGGCUCCAGUCUCGCCUGGUCACAAUCGAGGAGGUGCCGAUGGCCCCAGUGGCUCCAUUCCAGGAUCACUACGACAAGCUCGAUGUAGCAUCCGAUGCAGACCCUGCCAGCAUCCGUCGGGCCUAUCGAAAGUUGGCGCUAGCGACCCACCCGGACAAGCCCAACGGCGACCGGGUGCUCUUCGAGGAGGUGGCGCGUGCAUACGCCGUGCUUAGCGACCCGCAGCAGCGGGAGGUCUACGAUGUUGAGCGAAUGCGCGUGAUCUCAGGAAACCCCGAGGCCACGUCGCUCCGUGCACUGAAGCUGCGACUGAGGCCUGGCCGCGAGGUCGCCAGUGAGCUUGGCGCCGAUGCCACGGCGCUGGCCUCGCGGCUCCGGGAGAUGCUCGCGUCACACCUUGCGGCCCUGCAGCGAUAUGCAGCCGAAUGCGCUGCUACUGGAGAAAGCCAGGCACCUGCGGCGAAGCCUCCGGCCGGCCCCCUUGGGUCGACGUUCCUGUGA